Adineta ricciae is the source of this 1344-nucleotide messenger RNA. The record is from the annotation of a GenBank genome assembly. Lineage: Eukaryota; Metazoa; Rotifera; Eurotatoria; Adinetida; Adinetidae.
AUGCACAUGAGAGGAACAACAUUCACUUCAUAUAAAGACUCGUUCCUGUACUUAGUCUAUCUGUGUAGCGUAUUCUCGACCGUGAAAGACUUAAUAGAGUUGCGACUAGUCGUAUCGUUACGCAUUGAUUUUCUACAAGCAUCAAGUACUAUCAUUGGAUCUUACAUCAAUGCUAACGAACAGAAGCAUCAAUCCAUAUUGAAAUCUAUCGUUCGUUCAUUUUCUGAUGCAUUGAUGGGCAAUCAAGAGUCAUCUAUGGUUUCAUCACCGUUUGGCUAUGAUCCAUUCGUUUCGUUGAGCAAGAACAAUUUCUCCGAUGAAGAAUUUGAACGUUGUUUUCGAUAUUUCGAUUCGCUCAAGCAAGGCACGUGGACUCGCGAAGAUUUCCAUCGGUUUCUCAACGCACUCUUUUCUAAUAAACAACGGCCCUAUUGUAUAUUGAGUGAUUUAGUUGAACAAUACUUUCGCGAAACGGAUUUUAAUCAGGAUGAAAAAAUCGAUUUCGAUGAAUUUCUUCAAGCAUGGAAAAAACCAGUCAAAUGUGCUGUUAAACCUAUCAGUGCAUUAGUUAUUGUGGACGUACAAAAUGAUUUUAUUUCGGGAACGUUGGCUCUUCAUUCGUGUCCUGCGAAUCAACAAGGUGAAGAAGUCGUUCCUAUCAUAAAUCGCGUUCUUCAUGAUGUCAAGUUUGAUGUCGUUGCAUACACCUAUGAUUGGCAUCCAGCAAACCAUAUAUCUUUCUAUGAGAAUCGUUUUCUCAGAGCCACAGCACCGGAAAGUCCUGUUACAGCCGAGAAAGCACGUGUUCUCGAUAUGAUUAUAUUUAUUGGAUCAAAUGAUCUAGCGAAACGUAUUGAGCAAAUCCUUUGGCCAGCACACUGCGUACAACAAAGUCAAGGCGCUGAACUACAUCGUGAUUUGGUUCGUCAUGAAAACGCCAUACAUGUCUACAAAGGAACUAAUCCAGAAAUCGAUUCGUACUCGGCAUUUUGGGAUAAUAUGAAACUCAGUAAAACAACUUUAGAUGAUCAAUUGAGAGAACGUUUCGUAACCGACGUGUACGUCGUUGGUUUGGCUACAGAUGUUUGCGUUGCAUCGACAGCAAUGCAUGCAAUAGAGAAUAAUUACCGAACUGCGUUAGUCGAAGAUGCGUGUCGUGGUGUUAAUGAGAAAGAAAUUGAAUGCAAACGAACGGUAUUGACUAAAAACGGAUGUAUUUUUGUUGAAUCAAAUGUUUUACCCGGAAUGGUCUCCGGUGAAGAUCGACGACCUGAAAUGGCCCGUCGAAUGUUUGUUGAAAAUCUCAAAUCAAUCGGUCGUUAUAAAACCUCUCUAACUUCUUGA